Messenger RNA from Prunus armeniaca (apricot), 297 nucleotides. The record is from the annotation of a GenBank genome assembly. NCBI's taxonomy places the organism in Eukaryota, Viridiplantae, Streptophyta, Magnoliopsida, Rosales, Rosaceae.
AUGAGCUCAAGUCUAUUGCUGCUACCUUACUCGAAUGCAAGGAGGCCUACUUCCACCUCGAACACAUGUAUGUCAUUUUGGCCCAAAAACUGUGACAAGCUACUGAUCAAGUUUGACACCCAUGUUGAAGUCGCAAAGGCGUCCAAGCAUGAGAUUGCUGCUAAUGCGUACAAGCUGGGAUACUUGGAUUGCAGGAAUGGUGUUUUUCCAUGUUACCUUAUUGAAAAUGAAGAUGCUGAGCUGCUUUACCUUGACGUGCCCCUAUUCAAAGUGAGCAGAUCAAUGUUGUGGAUGUAG